Laetiporus sulphureus 93-53 is the source of this 710-nucleotide messenger RNA. RefSeq lists its product as uncharacterized. NCBI's taxonomy places the organism in Eukaryota, Fungi, Basidiomycota, Agaricomycetes, Polyporales, Laetiporaceae. The record is from RefSeq and is a predicted model, not a curated record. Bases 395 to 613 code for a protein of 72 amino acids. The transcript has 3 exons.
UGGCUCUGAAGCACCGCUGCUGCGGAACGGUUCGUUAUAGGUUUCAAUCUCACGUUCAAAUCGUCCAGCGGACGCAGCCACUUCAUUUCAUCACUGAAUCUGUCGUCUCAACCUGCAAUCACGGUUCGCGCUACUAUCUGUUCUGAUACACUGCUCAUCCUCGACAUGCCAAGGACGUGUGCGGACAAUUUUGCUUGUAUCUUCAUUCAGCACUGCCUUCACUUGUAUGGGAACGCUGGCACCAUCGCAACGCUCUCAUCACUCACUUGAUGGACGGCUAGUAAAGAUAUCGAUGGUUCCUUCAUAAGUGGAAGCGCGGGAGGCAGCGAGCUGCAAGCCCCUCCCCACUGGCCCUCCUCUGUAUCUUCACCCCAAUCUCAAUCACUUCUUCAUAAUGGGCUGCAUCCAUAGUCGGCAAAGGAAGAUUUUUCUUGACGACUCUUCGGCUCCAUUCUUGCCAAUGAGCGGCCUGAGCAGCCCGGCAUCGCAGUGCACGCCCAAAAACCCUCCUUCGCCGGUGAUACAGGGAGAGCCGGCGCCAUGGGUGUCUGGGCAUAGGGUGCUCACCACCUUUGAUGGUCAAUAUAUCAUUGCGGAGCCUUUCGGCACAUAAUAGUCGCGCCGGGUUGGAGUCUCUUCUACGCUAUCAGUCGCUCCUUCCCCUUCUCGCAUUUCGGUUGUCUUGCUGGACUCGGUCAUAUUUAUUCUCU